AUGGCUUAUUUUGGAGAAGGAAAAGGGCCAAUUCAUGUGGAUAAUGUGAAGUGUACAGGAAAUGAAAGGUCUUUGGCAGAUUGCAUCAAGCAAGAUAUUGGAAAACACAACUGUCGUCACAGUGAAGAUGCUGGUGUGAUCUGUGAUUAUUUAAACAAAAAAACAGAUGUUGGGAUUAAAGGUAUGUACUAUCAAUUGUUGAAUUAUAAAGCUGGAUAAUACAAACUAUCCUUUAUUUUAAUAGCAAUGAUAUAUUCAUUCUACUAUGUACUUUAUUGGCAAUUGUACUGUGAAAAACUCAUUACCUACUUAACUCAAUAUGUUUUGGUAAAAAUGAUGUGAGGCAAUAAGAUAAAUAAUAAUGAUGUGCUUUAAAAUUUCUAGUUAUGUUUAUGACCUCCAUUUGCUUGUACGAUCUGUUGUUUCUGUUGAUUCUGUUAAAGUCGCACAAAAUGGCAGAAAUUAAGGCCCACAUAAAAAUUAACAAAAAAGCAUCACUGUGUGGACAUCUGGGAUUGAAGGGGUUGAGGCAGGAGCAAUACAUAAUAUGAGUGAUAAUAAAUAGAAUACAUAAUAAUAUAGAGGAAAAGCAGGUCAAUUGUGUUGCCAUAACAACUAGAAUAGCAAACAAAAUUAAACAGGCAGCAUAAAGUGAAAUACCCUUGCCAGGAUGCCUUGCAUGUAAUACAGGCAAUCAUAAAGAAUUUACAUUCAAGUACAAGAUAUAGGUAGCCAUUGAUCCAACAAAAGAAAAUGAAGGAGACGCAGGCACAUACCUGUAUCCUGAAGACAUAUUGUGCAGCGGGGGAAGCAGGUCACUGAGGCACCCAGGCCAGACAGCCGAAACGUGAAAAACUGGAGUGAUUUCACUGGAUGUUAUAUAACAUCAAAAAGGGUGACAUGAAAAAAGAAAACAUAUGAAAGUUCCCAAAAUUGCUAAACAAAAUUACCAUGUGUGUACUAUGUCUGAAUAUGCAUGUAGAAUUGUGUAUGUGUAGGGGUGUGUGUAUGUACGGUUUCUGAGCGUGUUGUUCAGUGUAUUUGCUGGGUGUCCCUGCCCCCUGGCCCAGCCCGCCCCUGUGUGUACUAUACUGUCAUUUUGUGUACAGCAGUGUGUGCAUAGUGUGUCUGAUUGUUUGUGUAUGUAUAGCAGUGUACCAUUGUGUGUUAACUUUGCCUGUGCACAUACUGCAUCUGAGUAUAUAUACUGAGUGUGUGAAGCCUGUGUUUCAUUGUGUGUGUGGUGGGUGUCAUUGUUUGUAUAUGUGUGUACAUGCCAUACAUAGUAGAGGUCAAUAUUCUCUCACCACUCUCCCACAGUCCAGUUGGAGAAAAAUAGUGCUGGUAUUGCAGUACACUGGCAUCAGCCAGCCAUCCUCACACAACAGCUGUGUCAGUGAAAUACUGGCUUGGCAGCAGCCCUAGCCUGGACAGAAGGUGCUUAAAAGGGUUUUAGGUACUGAUCAGCACAUAUUAGCAUGCUGCAGUAGUAGUCCACGUACAAUUGUAAUGUUUAGAUUCUGAAUGCAUUUUGAUAAUCUACACCAGCAGGCUUUUUGACCAUUUUUAGUUUAGUUUUGAAUGUACUAUUUAAUACUUGUGUUCAUUUUGAUUAAUCUUUCAGAGUUACUUCAAUACAAUGCACAAUCUCAGUUGCAUAACCCACAAAUAUUUUUGCAGGAAUGAACAAAGGUGAGAUAAAUUGGCUUGGUCAGCCAAUGAUAGGCUGGCACUUAGAUGAUCCAUGUCAGGCAGGUGUUUUAGGGGUGUUAGUGGCUGAUGGCUUUGUUUAUGAUGUGAUAAUGAGCCAAGAUAUGAAGAUCCAUGAUUGCUGUACAAGGUGGCCAGGCAUGGUUACAUGAAGUUUUGUAUCAUGUUGUUGUUGUUGAAUGUAGGUUGGUAUAAGCUAAUGCUUGUUGAUGAAUGUAGUUAUAUUUUAGGGAUAUAUGGGCAUUUCUGUUUAAUUUUCUUAUGACAUUCCUUAGGCCUCAAGCCACAAACCCAGAAAAAUGCAAUACUGACUAAUAAAAGAGCUCCAACAGCUUGAUCUUAGCUCAUGGCCUUCUUUACCUUUUUUAUUGUUCUGUGCAUAUUGUAUGUUCUACCCUAACAUACAACGUACAGCGCUGCAGAAUAUGUUGGCGCUUCAUUAAUGACAGUAAUAAUAAAAAAAAAAAAUUGUGAGGGUUAGAUAGAUUUUACUUGCAAGAUUCAGCACAUGUAUUGAAAUUUAGACUGGUUUUCAUAUUGGAAAUAGCUUAGAAACAUGAAACAUUGUUUUGAAACAAAAAAUACCGGAACAGAAUCUCCUCUCUCCUCGCCUGCUCAGCUAAUAUAAAAUAUUGGCAUGGUGGCCCAGUGAUAGGCUGAGACUGACAGCUGGCACUCUCAGGCAAUCACUGGCCUCUCAUUGCAAGUAACAAGCUGACUCUCUCAGGCUGGCCUCUCAUUGCCCAAG
Molecule: messenger RNA, 2458 nt
Organism: Pelobates cultripes (western spadefoot toad)
Lineage: Eukaryota; Metazoa; Chordata; Amphibia; Anura; Pelobatidae
Source: the annotation of a GenBank genome assembly